Messenger RNA from Erigeron canadensis, 3238 nucleotides. Its product is annotated as kinesin-like protein KIN-5D. NCBI's taxonomy places the organism in Eukaryota, Viridiplantae, Streptophyta, Magnoliopsida, Asterales, Asteraceae. The record is from RefSeq and is a predicted model, not a curated record. Gene Ontology annotation, molecular function: ATP binding; microtubule binding; plus-end-directed microtubule motor activity. Gene Ontology annotation, biological process: microtubule-based movement.
AUAAUAUAAAUUAUAUAAUAAAAACUUCUUUUUAUAUUUGUACACUAAAUCUAAAUUCACUUCACAACAAUUUUCAACACCAACAAAUUCCAUUCAGAUUUGAAAUUAGUUGAUUGUGAUUUGAAAAAGUACAGAAAUGGAAAGGAAAGGAGGAAAUACGAUACCGAGUUCACCGUCACACACGCCGAGGUCUACGGACAAGGCAGUAAGAGAUCUAAGGCAUACAGAUGGAAAUCUGAAUGGUAAAUAUGAUAGUACUAAUAAUAAUAAUAAUAAUAAAGAAAAAGGUGUUAACAUUCAGGUGGUUGUUAGAUGCAGACCGAUGAAUGGAGACGAGGAGAAACUGCAUACACCGAUGGUUAUUACAUGUGCCGAAAACAAAAGGGAAGUUUGUGCUGUUCAGACUAUUGCUAAUAAGCAGAUUGACAGGUCUUUUGUGUUUGAUAAGGUAUUUGGUCCAAAAUCCCAACAAAGGGAUUUGUAUCACUCAGCUGUAUCUCCGAUAGUUUUUGAAGUUCUCGAGGGAUAUAACUGCACUAUAUUUGCUUACGGGCAGACAGGAACUGGAAAAACGUACACCAUGGAAGGAGGAGGGAGGAAAAAGAAUGGGGAAUUCCCGAGUGAUGCAGGUGUAAUUCCCAGGGCUGUUAGACAGAUAUUUGAUAUAUUAGAAGCUCAAAGUGCAGAGUAUAGUAUGAAAGUUACGUUUCUAGAGCUGUACAAUGAGGAAAUAACAGAUCUUUUGGCUCCUGAAGAAGCUUCAAAAUUUCCGGAAGAUAAAUCCAAGAAGCCGAUAGCACUUAUGGAGGAUGGAAAGGGAGGUGUACUUGUUAGAGGCUUGGAAGAGGAGUUAGUUUCCACUGCUGAUGAAAUAUACAGAAUAUUGGAGAAAGGCUCUGCUAAAAGGCGUACAGCAGAAACCCUUAUGAAUAAACAAAGUAGUCGUUCUCACUCGAUAUUCUCUAUCACAAUCCACAUUAAGGAGCGUACUCCAGAGGGCGAAGAGAUAAUUAGAUGUGGAAAGCUCAACCUAGUUGAUCUUGCUGGUUCUGAGAAUAUAUCGAGGUCUGGUGCAAAAGAGGGCAGAGCAAGGGAAGCUGGUGAGAUAAACAAAAGCUUGCUUACACUUGGCCGAGUCAUAAAUACAUUAGUCGAGCGUUCAGGACAUAUACCAUAUAGGGAUAAAUUAACAAGAUUGUUGAGAGAUUCACUGGGAGGGAAAACUAAGACAUGUAUUAUUGCUACAAUCUCCCCCUCUAUCCAUUCUUUGGAAGAGACACUCAGUACAUUAGAUUAUGCUCACCGUGCGAAAAAUAUCAAGAACAAGCCUGAGAUUAAUCAAAAGUUGAUGAAAUCUGCAAUGAUGAAGGACUUGUAUUCAGAAAUUGAAAGACUUAAACAAGAGGUCUAUGCUGCUAGAGAGAAAAACGGGAUCUACGUACCAAAAGAAAGAUAUCUUCAGGAAGAAGAGGAGAAGAAGGCAAUGGCUGAAAAAAUAGAGCGAAUGGAACUUGAUAACGAAUCCCGGGGAAAGCAAAUGAUGGAGCUUCAGGAACUAUAUAACUCUCAGCAGCUUAUAACCGCAAACUUAACUGAUAAGCUUGGGAAGACCGAGAUAAAGCUGCAAGAAACUGAGCAUUCAUUGUUCACUCUUGAAGAAAAGCAUAGACAAGCAAAUGUAACAAUUAAAGAAAAAGAAUAUCUUAUCUCCAACCUUCUCAAAUCUGAAAAAGCACUUCUUGAGCGGGCAUUUGACCUUCGUGGGGAACUUGAGAAUGCAGCAUCAGACGUAACUAGUCUAUUCACCAAGAUUGAGCGCAAGGACAAACUUGAAGAUGAAAACAGAAUUCUUGUCCAGCAAUUCCAAUCUCAAUUAACCAAACAGCUUGACACUUUGCAUAAGACUAUAGCAGCCUCUGUAACUCAACAAGAGCAACAACUGAAAGGCAUGGAGGAAGAUAUGCAAUCCUUUGUAUCUACCAAGACCCAGGCAACUGAAGAACUUCGUGCUGCCCUGGAGAAGUUAAAAACAAUGUAUGGUUCUGGUGUUAAAGCUUUGGAUGAUAUUGCGGAUGAACUUCAUGGGAAUUCACAAUCAACAUUCGGAGAUUUAAAUUCUCAAGUCUCGAUGAAUUCUUCAGCUCUUGGAGAGCUUUUCAAGGGUAUUGCAUCAGAAGCUGAGAAAUUGCUUGGUGAUCUUGAAAAUAUUCUCUACAGCCAGGAAAAGAAACUAACGGCAUUUGCACAACAACAACGAGAGGCGCAUUCUAGAGCAGUUGAAACAUCACGAUCAAUAUCUACCACUACAAUGAGCUUCUUUGAUAAACUAGACGUGCAUGCAACAAAAUACCAAAUUGUUGAAGAGGGUCAGACAGUCAAUGACCGAAAACUAUUGGAACUUGAAAGAAAGUUUGAGGAAUGCACUGCAAAUGAAGAAAAACAACUUCUAGAGAAAGUGGCGGAGUUACUUGCAGUUUCAAAUGCUAGGAAAAAAGAAUUGGUUAAAACCGCGGUGGAUGGUCUACGUGAGAGUGCAGCUAGUAAAGCCAACAGAUUUGAUCAAGAAAUGUCAACAAUGAAAGAUUCAAGCUCUUGCAUAAGGAAUGAGUGGACAAGCUAUGCUAAAAAGGCUGAAAACCACUAUCUUGAAGAUAUUGCAGCAGUUGAAUGUGGAAAGAAAGACAUGGACGGUGUCCUUCAGAAUUGUUUACAAAAGGCGAAAAUCGGGUCACAGCAAUGGAAUAACGCUCAGGAAUCCUUGCUCAGCUUAGAGAAAAGCAAUGUUGCAUCUGUGGAAGAAAUAGUCAGGGAGGGAUUGGAAGCCAAUCAAAGUUUGCGCACACGAUAUUCAGCUGCUGUGUCGUCUGCACUUGAUGAUACAAAUGUUGCAAGCAAUAACCUCCUUUCCUCAAUUGACCAUUCGUUACAACUGGACCAUGAUGCACGCGAAAACCUUGAUUCCAUAAUCGUUCCUUGUUGUGGAGAACUGAGAGAACUAAAGGGUGGACACUAUCAUAAGAUCAUAGAGAUUACUGAAAAUGCUGGAACUCUAUUAAAUGACUACACGGUUGAUGAGCCAUCAUGUUCAACACCGAAAAAGAGGCCAUUUAAUUUACCAACGAUUACAUCGAUUGAAGAACUACAAACUCCAUCUUUUGAGGAGCUACUAAAGCAUUUCUGGGAUUCAAAAUCUUCCUCAAAGCUACCAAAUGGAGAAAGAAGCACCUCUAGUUUCUGA